GAUGACAAUUUCAGCGAGUGAUUUUGAUAACACUGUCUUCAUGAUCUCGACAAAAAACAAUAGAUAAAAUACACUGUCAAUUAUUCUUGUUUUGAGAUGAGACUUAUCAAGAAGUAAUCACUAACUAGUACUACAAGUAGUUGUAUCACAGAGUAUAUUUUAUAUACACUUAUACAUGUAACUUCUUAUUUUGGACUUUACACUUUGAUCAGAGGAAAAAUAAAACUUAAUAUUUUAAGAAUAAAAACAAAAAUGUCACAGCCACAGAGAAGAGCGGUAUUGAAUCUUUACAAAACGCUGUUAUUUUUAGGAAGAGAUUGGCCACAGGGCUACGAUCUUUUUAGAAAACGUUUACAUAACGUUUUUCUUAGAAAUAGUGAAGAAACGGAUUUAAAAAAAAUUGACACGAUGAUAAAACAUGGACAAUUCGUCGUUAGGGAAAUUGAAGCUCUUUAUAAGUUGAAAAAGUACAGAGCAAUGAAACGAAGAUACUAUGAUGACAAUUAGUUAAAACAUAACAUUUUAUGGUAUGUACAUCUUAUUUCUUAAAUAAAAUAUUAAAUAAAUUCAAACAAAAUAUUGCAUAUAUAAAUUUAUACACAAAAUAAAUUAAAAUCAAGAGAAUAAUUUUAAGACAUCAUUUAUAUCAACAAAAACAUAAGAUGAUCCUAAAACUGAAAACAAUUUCAGUUUCAAUUAUAAGGUUAGCUUAGUUAUAUGAAUUAAAAAAUGUGAUAUUAAAUAGAUUGUAUAUAUUCAAUAAUGUAUCUAUUAUUACUGUUUUAUUAUAUUUAUAGGAAAGAUAUAAAAUGAGUUGGAUUUAGUAUACCCAAUAAAUAAAAAUGAAAUUUUAUUAAGAAACAAACUUUACUUAGUUAAUUUUUAU
Nymphalis io (European peacock) is the source of this 886-nucleotide messenger RNA. RefSeq names its product electron transfer flavoprotein regulatory factor 1 (gene osi). The record is from RefSeq and is a predicted model, not a curated record. The coding region runs from base 253 to 507 and encodes 84 amino acids. Gene Ontology annotation, biological process: respiratory electron transport chain. Lineage: Eukaryota; Metazoa; Arthropoda; Insecta; Lepidoptera; Nymphalidae. Gene Ontology annotation, cellular component: mitochondrion. The transcript is spliced from 2 exons.